Molecule: messenger RNA, 3246 nt
Organism: Ceratosolen solmsi marchali
Lineage: Eukaryota; Metazoa; Arthropoda; Insecta; Hymenoptera; Agaonidae
Gene: Fs(2)Ket
Product: Importin subunit beta Fs(2)Ket
Exons: 7
Coding region: 104-2764 (886 amino acids)
Biological process (GO): protein import into nucleus
Molecular function (GO): small GTPase binding
Source: RefSeq, a predicted model, not a curated record
UUAAUUUUGUUAUUUAUAUUUUAAUAAAGUUAAAAUAAAUUAAAGAAAUAUCCACUUUAUUGAAGGAUCGUGCUGGUUCCUUGAUAAUUGUAAAAUUAUAUAAAUGGAUUCCACUACACUACAAUUGAUACAAAUUCUCGAAAAGACUGUUUCACCAGAUAAAAAUGAAUUGGAAGCAGCCCAGAAUUUCUUAGAACAAGCAGCAUUGACUAAUCUUCAUGAAUUCGUUCAGAGGCUAAGCGGUGUUCUUAUGACUGCUGCUGCUAGUACUGUGGCUCGAAUGGCAGCUGCUUUACAAUUGAAAAAUCAACUUACCUCGAAAGAUUUAACUUUAAAAUCUCAAUAUCAACAACGAUGGCUUGCUUUUCCUUUAGAAACAAGAGAAUAUAUUAAGAAAAAUAUUUUAGGUGCAUUAGGAACUGAAAAUAAUAGACCUAGUUCAGCUGCACAGUGUGUUGCAUACGUAGCUGUAGCUGAACUACCAGUUGGACAAUGGAGUGAAUUAAUUCCACUUCUAGUAAAUAAUGUAGCUAAUCCAAAUAGUACAGAAAUGAUGAAAGAGGCUACACUUGAAGCUAUUGGUUACAUCUGUCAAGAAAUAGAUAGUGAAGUGCUUGUUGCACAAUCAAAUCAGAUUCUUACUGCAAUCAUACAUGGUAUGAAAGGAUCAAAUGCAUCUAAUCAUGUUCGUUUAGCAGCAACAAGUGCACUUUUUAAUUCUCUUGAAUUCACUAAAGGAAACUUUGAAAUUGAGUCUGAAAGGAAUUUUAUUAUGGAAGUUGUAUGUGAAGCAACACAAUCUACAAAUACACAAAUUAAAGUAGCAGCUUUACAAUGUCUUGUUAAGAUUAUGUCUUUGUAUUAUCAAUAUAUGGAACCAUACAUGGCACCUGCUCUGUUUCCAAUUACUUUAGAAGCUAUGAAAUCAGAGACAGAUGAUGUGUCUUUACAAGGAAUUGAAUUUUGGUCAAAUGUUUCGGACGAAGAAGUUGAUCUUUCUAUGGAAGAAGGAGAAGCAUCAGAAGGAGGACGUCCACCAUCUAAAGUCUCGCGACAUUAUGCAAAAGGAGCUCUUCAAUAUUUAGUACCAGUAUUAAUGCGAAAAUUAACUAAACAAGAAGAAUUCGACGAUGAAGAUGAUUGGAAUCCUUCGAAAGCCGCAGGUGUUUGUUUAAUGUUACUUGCAUCUUGUUGUGAAGAAAGUAUUGUUCCAUAUGUACUUCCUUUUGUAAAAGACAAUAUAAAAAAUCCUGAUUGGCGAUAUCGCGAUGCUGCUUUAAUGGCAUUUGGAUCUAUUUUAGGAGGUUUAGAACCAGUAACAUUAAGGCCUUUGGUAGAGCAAGCUAUGCAGACUUUAAUUGAGUUGAUGUAUGAUGGUAGUGUUGUUGUACGAGAUACAGCUGCAUGGACAUUUGGAAGAAUAUGUGAAAUAAUUCCUGAAGCUGCUAUAAAUGAAACUUAUUUUAAACCAUUAUUAGAAUCAUUAGUAAAUGGAUUAAAAGCAGAACCACGAGUAGCGGCCAAUGUUUGUUGGGCUUUUACAGGACUUGCAGAAGCCAGUUAUGAAUCUGCUGAAUGUAUCGAAGAAGGAAAACAACCAGAAACAUAUUGUAUGUCUCAUUAUUUUGAUUUUAUUAUUCAUAGACUUCUAGAAACUACUGAUCGAUUAGAUGGAGCUCAAGCAAACUUAAGAUCUGCUGCCUACGAAGCUUUAAUGGAGAUGGUAAAAAAUUCACCUCGUGACUGUUAUGUAACUGUACAGAAAACUACUAUGGUAAUCUUAGAACGUUUACAGCAAGUUAUGCAAAUGGAAUCACAUAUACAAAAUCAUUCUGAUCGAACACAAUACAAUGAUCUACAAUCAUUAUUAUGUGCUACUUUACAGUCCGUACUUAGAAAAGUUACAACAGAAGAUGCUCCUCAAAUUUCAGAUGCGAUAAUGACAGCAUUAUUAUCAAUGUUUAAUUCCAAUUCCUGCAAAUCUGGUGGUGUACAAGAAGAUGCCUUAAUGGCAGUAUCAACACUCGUUGAAGUUCUUGGUGAAGGUUUUCUAAAAUAUAUGGAAACGUUUAAGCCAUUUCUUUGUCUUGGAUUAAAAAAUCAUGUCGAGUAUCAAGUUUGUGGCGCAGCUGUUGGACUUACGGGUGAUAUAUUCCGGGCAUUAAAAAAUAAAAUGCUUCCUUAUUGUGAUGAAAUAAUGACCCUUUUAUUGGAAAAUCUAACUGAUAGCACAGUUCAUCGUUCUGUUAAGCCACAGAUUCUUUCUGUUUUUGGAGACAUAGCUCUUAGUAUUGGUCUAGAAUUUAAAAAAUAUUUAGAUGUAGUAUUUCAAACACUUGCACAAGCUUCGCAAGUUUAUGUUGAUAGAUCUGAGUAUGAUAUGAUUGAAUAUCUAAAUAGUCUUAGGGAUGGUGUACUUGAAGCUUAUGCCGGAAUUAUUCAAGGACUUCGUGGUGAUGGUACCAACAUAAGUUCUGAUGUGUCUUUAUUAGAACCCAGUGUCCCAUUUAUAAUACAAUUUAUAACUACCAUAGCCCAAGAUCGUGAACAUUCUGAUGGCAAUAUUGCAGCCUCAUCUGGACUCUUGGGCGAUUUAGUGACUGUAUUUGGAAGUAAAUUGAUGCCCCUAUUAGAAACAGAAGUAUUAACUGAUCUAUUAAGUAAAGGCAGAAAAUCUCGUUGUAAUAGAACAAAAAGCUUAGCAACAUGGGCUACAAAGGAAAUUAGAAAAUUAAAAAACGCGAAUAAUACUGUAUCGAGUUGAUCACAUUGUAAUAAUGUCGCUUUUCAAAUUGAUCUAACUAAAAAGAUUUCAAGUCAACAAGAUUGGAUGAUACGGAGUGAGUGAUAGAUGUGCGUGAGUUCCAAUUCAUUGACGAUGCAAUGAUAAAUCUGCACGUAAUAGUAGUGAUAUAAAAUUUUCGGUUAUGUUGAUGCAGGUAAUAUAUGUUCCUGUAUAGGUUAUCACUCAAUGCACCGUUUCUGCCUUUUAAACUUGGAAAUGAAAAAAAAAUGGAUGUUAAUAUUGUAUGAAGAUAUGAACUCUUAUUGUAUGUGAAAUCAGAUGUAUUCAUACAAAUGAUUUUGCUAUAUCGGGUGUUGAGGAUAUCUGUAUUUCACUAUAGUUAAUGAUACUUUUAUAUAGAAUUGAUAUGUGAAUGCAUUUUAAUUUGUAAGAGUUUUAUGAAUAGAAACAUUGGAGCUGUACGAAUGAAAAUAAAAGUGUGAAACAUUUUAGAUUAAAAC